This is a messenger RNA of Auanema sp. JU1783, 996 nucleotides long. NCBI's taxonomy places the organism in Eukaryota, Metazoa, Nematoda, Chromadorea, Rhabditida, Rhabditidae. The record is from the annotation of a GenBank genome assembly.
AUGUCUUCGAAUAGAUUAUCAUCAUUUUCUGAGAAUGAUAUUAAGGCUCAGAAUGACAAACUUCCUCAUAACAAUAUGAUGCGAACCAAGAACUUCGACCUAUCUGGGCACUUUGUUAAACUCGUUCACGCGAAGGGUUUUGAGAAAGUUUCACUCACUCAGCUAUGUGAAGUUUCUCAAGCUAUCAGAGACCAUGUUGAAGAUCAAAAUUGUCCAGAUGUGAUCAAACUGUCGAAUUUUUCGGAGAGUAGCGUUGAGUACAUUUGCGGAUACAUUCGGGGAAAGGCUUUGAAGGAGAGCAUGACAUAUUCUAUGCUUGGUGAGCUCAUAAGGCUAUGCAAGUUACUUCGAUUACCAGAGUUGCUCAAAAAGCUGGAGGAGCAAUUAUACGAAUCAUGUAAAUCUCCUGAAAAUAUCAUAGAAACAUUGAUCGUGCUCAGUUUGGAAAGCGUUUCUGAGCAGAUGGAGACAUCAAUUUAUAAGGUCGCUUCGGAAAAAUUUAUGGACAUUGUUAUGCAUCCGGCGUUCGUUUCUAUCCCACCGAGUCAAUUGAUAAUUCUUUUUAGCAGUUGCUACAUCAAAGUGGAGAGGGAGCUUGUUAUUGUUGAUUCUAUCUUGUGUUGGCUUAAAGAACAAGAGACACCAGAAUAUUUUGCAACCCUACUGCUUUCCACGGUUAGGACAAACAAACUUACUAAUACGGACAUAGAAGUAAUCCUUGAAAGAAUUAAACUACUUGCGUUACCAGAAAUAAUAUUGUCACAAGCGGAAAGAAUAUUCUCCAGCGACCAUGGAAAAAGAAUGUGCCUUCUCGAACAGCACGUCACCGGGAAGUUGGUUCGUUGUGGAACUGAUAAUCAUAAUACCAUGAACGGGAUUAACACUAUGCCAUUGAGUGUACGAAAUGGAGAGAGGAAAAUAGGCAAAAACGAAGAGUGGUUCAAUAAAAACGUUACAAGCAAGAGUAAAUUAGCCAAGGAGGUACUAAGUGAGUAA